GGUUAUGUUUACAAUUUGAUUGUCAUCCUUCAAGGUUUUCCAUAUUUUUAUUUGUAUUACUUAAUACCUAUUUAUGUGAAAAUGAAAAACGCGGAAUUUCCUGAAAAGUUCUACACCAUUUCUUCAUAUACCGCCAAAGAAGAAUUGAUAAGUUCCGAUGUGGGAGAUAUUUAAACCCUUUACCACUGUGUUGUUGGCAUUAAAAAUAUAAUGGCGUGUUUUUGGUUACACCAAAACGAAACGUCAAUAAACAUCCCAGGAGUGGAGGAAAUCAGUGCUGUGACCUAUUAUAAGAUCGAAAUAAAUGUCGGUGAUGUAAAAUGGGGAGUUUCACAUCGCUAUAAUGACUUUUACGAUCUCCAUAAUAUUUUAGUUGUGGAUCAUGGUGUAUCGAAAGACAUAUUGCCGCCGAAAAAAGCGAUACGAAAUAAAACGCCCGAGUUUAUCGAGACUAGGAGGCGAGGUCUGGAAGCUUACCUGCGAAGCGUGUUGAAUUACUUAAAACGAACGAUGCCGAAAGUCUUCGUCGAGUUUUUGAAUUUUCACGCAUUCGACAUUUAUUUCAUGUUGCAAAAUUUAGCGCUCCACCUCUACUUCGAGGCCGAUAACGUUCUGUGCUCUACGAAGAGCUAUAAGUUUAACCCGUUGCAGUUACACGCAAUAAGUGAAUGCUUUAAAAGACCGUUUCCGGAAAUCGAACAUAAUGAUAUUCGAUGCGAUUUGAGCAACGUUAUGGAUUUCUGCUCUCAGCUGCAGCACUUGUGUGUAGUUGGCUCAUUAGCGAAGUUUCAAUCUAGUAAUUUAAUACCCAAUCGACUUCCUUUUGAGCUUUCUGCAUUUAAGUCAUUGCAGUUCUUAGAAGUUGGCGGCAUUAAUUUCGAACAGCUAUACAGUACAGGGACCUUGCGAAGUCUACUUCAAAACAUACGGGUUCAUAAGACGGCCGUGACCAGUAUUUCACAAAUUUUACUAUGCGAUGUUCUACAUAAGUCGGUUGUAAAUCAGAGCGAGAUUUGGACGGCGAUCACAAAAAUAGACUUUAGUAAAAAUAAUCUUACGAAUAUUGACGAAUCAAUUCAGCUAGUGCCUAAUGUAAAAGUCCUUUUACUCGAUCACAAUAAGAUAUCUAGUAUUUCAAAUUUAUCGUUUUUGACGCAAUUGGUUCACUUGAGCCUGUCUGACAAUUUAAUUAGUAGUUGCGAUCAGCUGCAUACGAAGUUAGGAAAUAUACGGACACUGGAUUUGUCGCAAAAUGCCAUUGUGUCUCUACGAGGUUUUUCCAAACUGUACUCUCUGGAGAGCCUCGAUAUCAGUUUUAAUAAAGUAAGUGAGGUCGAGGACGUCACCUGUAUAGGCGAUCUCCCGUGUUUAGAAAAUUUGAUUCUGAUGGGCAAUAGUGUAGCUACCACCGUUGAUUACCGUAUGAAAGUAUUAGAGCCGUUCGGCGAGCGGUCAAAAGACAUUUGUUUAGAUAAUGAAAAACCAUCGCAGUCAGAAAUUGACAAGGUUUUGAUAUUGAGAGCUCUUAGAAUAGUUAAGGAAGGUAAAAUGCCUAGCUUUAAACAUAGCUUUUCUAGUUUGUAGCAGUUAUGUAAUAAAUUUUAUUUAUAUUUA
This is a messenger RNA of Photinus pyralis (common eastern firefly), 1614 nucleotides long. Its product is annotated as nischarin. The transcript is spliced from 5 exons. Lineage: Eukaryota; Metazoa; Arthropoda; Insecta; Coleoptera; Lampyridae. The record is from RefSeq and is a predicted model, not a curated record. The coding region runs from base 211 to 1584 and encodes 457 amino acids. Gene Ontology annotation, molecular function: protein kinase binding; phosphatidylinositol binding. Gene Ontology annotation, cellular component: cytoplasm.